Molecule: messenger RNA, 7874 nt
Organism: Gopherus evgoodei (Goodes thornscrub tortoise)
Lineage: Eukaryota; Metazoa; Chordata; Testudines; Testudinidae
Gene: PASD1
Product: PAS domain containing repressor 1
Exons: 21
Coding region: 279-2792 (837 amino acids)
Biological process (GO): circadian regulation of gene expression; regulation of transcription by RNA polymerase II
Cellular component (GO): CLOCK-BMAL transcription complex; nucleus; cytoplasm
Molecular function (GO): DNA-binding transcription factor activity, RNA polymerase II-specific; RNA polymerase II cis-regulatory region sequence-specific DNA binding; protein dimerization activity
Source: RefSeq, a predicted model, not a curated record
GUCAGGGCAGAUCGCGCUGCAAAUGUGACUUUCCCCAAGUCAGCCGAGCUCUGGGCAGCCCGCAUCGCCCCUGGCCGAGCCCCUGCCCCUGCCCCUGCCCCGGAUGCUUCGCUGCAGCGGUGGCUGGAAGAGACUCGCAUGACAUGUCUCCUCCGGGCAGUGGCACUGGCUGGCUUGUGGUGACCCCUGAGGCUGGGAGAGCACCGCCUGGGAGCUCCUCUGCCGGUGGCGACGCAUCCUCCUCCUAGACGGGAACCCUGUGUUGUGUAAACGAGCUGAUGGAUGAAGAUGAGAAGGACAGGGCAAAGAGGGCAUCACGCAACAAAUCUGAAAAGAAAAGGCGAGACCAGUUCAAUGUCCUCAUCAAAGAGCUCUGCACGAUGCUGCAGGGUCAUGGGCACCCUCUCAAGAUGGACAAGUCCACAAUAUUGCAGAGGACCAUUGACUUCUUACAGAAACAGAAAGAAAUCACAGCGCAGACCGAGGCCUGUGAGAUUAGACAAGACUGGAAGCCUUCGUUUCUUAGCAAUGAGGAGUUCACCCAGUUGAUGUUAGAGGCAUUAGAUGGAUUCCUCAUUGCACUUACCGCUGACGGGAUUAUUAUUUAUGUAUCUGAUAGUGUCUCCUCUCUUCUUGGACAUUUACCGUCAGAUUUGGUGGACCAAAAUAUAUUAAACUUUCUGCCUGAGCGGGAACAGAGUGAAGUGUACAAGCUCCUUUCUCCACAUGUGCUCAUGACAGAUCCUGUUGCAGCUGAUUUUCUAAACACUGAAAAGCAAAUAGAGUUUUGCUGCCAUUUAGCAAGAGGAAGCUUAGAUCCAAAUGAGCCCCUAACAUAUGAAUAUGUGAAAUUUGUAGUGGAUUUUAAAUAUUUUACUCAUGUGCCUACACCCUCCUGCAAUGGCUUUGAAUCAGCUAUUGCAAGAGCAUUCAGGUCAGCCACAGAAGAACAGAUUUGCCUCGUAGCAACUGUUCGUCUUGUUACGCCGCAGUUUUUAAAGGAGCUGUGCAACAUUGAAGAGCCAUGUGAAGAAUUCACAUCAAGACACAGUUUGGAGUGGAAGUUUUUAUUCUUGGACCACAGGGCCCCACCUAUUAUAGGUUAUUUACCCUUUGAGGUUCUGGGAACGUCAGGUUAUGAUUAUUACCACGCUGAUGACCUGGAGCUUCUCGCUAGGUGCCAUGAACACUUGAUGCAAUUUGGAAAAGGAAAAUCCUGUUACUACAGAUUCUUGACCAAAGGCCAGCAAUGGAUAUGGUUGCAAACGCACUAUUACAUCACGUACCACCAGUGGAACUCCAAACCUGAGUUCAUUGUUUGUACACACCUUGUGGUUAGUUAUGCAGAGGUUCGAGCUGAAAGAAGGAGAGAUCUUGGCCUUGAAGAGUCAUCAAUCGAACUGGCAUCUUCUUCUUUGAAGAGUCACAAUAGUUACCUAAACAUCAGGCAAUGUGGAAACAACCAAGACACCAGCAGGGAAAGAGUGUCUGUAUCCUCACCUAGCUCCCGGCGAUCUUCACACACCGCACUCUCCGACUCAGCAUCCACAUCAUCCAUGCGGCACACGGAGGCCAGCACUCCCACCAGGCAAUCAGUGCCAAUGGGUCAACAGGAGAAGGCAUCUCUGAGGCUGGCCUCGAGCGGGAGCACACAGGCAAUAGUAACUCCUCAGGCAUCCGCUGAACAUCUCACUCAGCACCAUGUGGCCCAGCCAACAAUUUCCUCGCAGCAAGCUGUGAUGCCAGUGUACCACUUCCCAGCCCAGUUAGGGAUGAUGCAUCAACUGAAAGAACAGCUGGAGGAGAGGACUCGCAUACUGCAAGCUGACAUCAAGACACAGCAAGAAGAGCUCCAUGUUAUCAAAGAGCAGCUCCAACUAGUGCAAGAUUCCAAUCUGCAGAUGCUGAUGCAACAACCUAUGCCCUUAGUCUUUAACAACGUACAACAACAGAGCCCAAGAAGGCCAUCCCAACCACAGCAGCCUGGGGUGACCAGGCAGGCCACAGCCAAGAAGCCUCAGCAGCAAGGCCUUAUGGGAUCCAAACACUACAGUACCCCACACUUACUGUCACCACAUCAAUUCCUCAGGGAACCUUGUGUCACUUCCUCACAGGUGCAGCAGCAGCAGCAGCACUUAAUAAGAGGCAGCCAGGCACAGCAAACAUGUCUGCCAGUGCAGACAAGCAUUUCGAUGCCCCUCUACAACAGCCCCAUGGUGUUUUCCCAAACUCAUCCCAUCACUGUCUCUGCUCAGAUGCCAACGGAAAUGAGCGAAAGGCAACAACCGUCUGACUACAGCCAAGAUAGGAGUCUAAGGAUGCUGUUAGAUCAGCCGGUCCAAGCCUUGAUGCCGAGUGCUAAUGGCAGUAAUCAGUCAUCACAAAACAGUGCUGGCAGACAGCAAGCAAAAUUUGUUCCAGAACAGCAGAUGCUGCCUCCCCCAUUACAGAUGCAGCCAAUUACAUGUAGCACAGUCAGGGCUCCUGCCCCUUCUCCUGUAUUUACCCCUUCGGUCAUGAUUCCACAGGCCAACUUCACUUCCCACCAGACGCAACCUCCAGUUCAUCUCCACCAAUGGCCACCCCAACAGCAGGUUCAGCAGCAGCAUCUCUACCUGCAGAUGCAAGCCGCCGAGUCGGUCCCCGGGAGUCAAAAUCAGCGUAUUUUCCAGCCAUCUCAUAUACCGCAGCAGACUACCAUGGGCUACUUCCUCCAUCCACAGCAACAAAGCCACCAUCCGCAGGGUCAGUCCUGCAACUUACAGGACCUGCCUGAAAUGCAUCUGCCCUGAAAGCCAGGGCAUGAGGAGAAGGUGACGAGUCGCAGCUGCUGUGUUAAGCAGGAGUCGGGGGAAGGACGGCGAAAUUCGAGGAGAGUCGGCCCUCCUCAUAUGCCAGAGGGGUGAGGGUUAGCCCAGAGGGAAACAUGGCAGCAUGGAGGAAGGUCCCAGCAGGAGAGCAGGAUCACCAUAUGGUACCUUGUUGAUUAUCAUUUUUAUGUAUUCAGUCCUUGAUGCUGCACAGUGACAGUAUCAAAGAAAAGCCUCGAUUCAUGAAGCCCCAAAAUCGUUCAACUAAACACAGUUUAACUGUGAACCGCUAGAACUCCCAUUCACGUACAUCCUGUCAAGAGGGGCUACUAAAUGCUAAAAGUAUUUGGAGGCUAAAAUCAGGAUAGUAGGAGCUGGUUGUGGUGCUCUUGCCUGCCAAAGCUAAUCUGCAAAGGCGAUUAGAGACUUGAUCAAAAAUGGUUGACUUAGGUAAGAAAAUGAUCUCUGAAGUCACAUGUGGCUGAUAUUGGUCACUAAGCCAUAUGUCCUUAGACAGCACAGCAGGACAAUUCCUUUGGACUGCAAUAUGGAUUUCUAGCUGCAGGCAUGUUAAUCAGGUCAGUGCAAAGAUCGCUUUGCAACUGAGAAAAUAUUUUCAAUUCAGGACAUGGAUGCUCCUUUUAAAUGUUGCUGAAAUUCACUGUGAAUUUAAGACCAAUGUUUGGAACACAGAAAACUGUCAGAAUCAGCAGGAUCCUGUUUAAUUAUCAUGUACAUAAUUCACUAUGUUGUAGUAAGUUCAUUGUGGAUUUUGUUUUCCUUUUUUCCUAUACCUCAAUCCCAGAAUUGGUUUCUUUCAGAUGAUUGGAUAAUGCUGCUAAUUUCUGUAACACCACUCUUGCCUAAAUUUCGUACUGUUGUUAUACCAACUCACAGCACCAUUAAUAAGAGAUGUGUGCAGAUAAAUUUAUAUGUUUUUAUUCCCUGUAGCCAAGUAUUUUUCAGGGUGUACUGGCAAGGCGUCCUUACGUUUUUCCACUGGACCGUGCAGUGCAUGUUUCUUUACACCUGAAAAUCAGAUGAAGGCAAACUUUGUGGUUUUGCUAGUUCAUGUUUCAAUUUGGCAAAACUGAAAUUUAUACUAACAAUGACCCAAGUGAUAGUCCAAGCCUUUCGUUAGCAAUAAAUUGUAUUUUUGUAAAUUGUCACUUUUUAACUAUAUGUCUAUAUUUAUGAACUGACAAAAUGGCUAUUCCUCAGUGGGUGUAUAGUAAAGUGGCCCUACUGUUUGUGUCUUUCCAAAGGAAAAUGAAUAUUUAAUUUUUAGAUUUUUUUUUUUUUUUUUUUUUUUAUAAUUAGGAUCUGAGUGUUAGAUUUGGGUCAUGCUUGAUCCCAAACGCUGACGACAAUUUAUGCCAUUAAGAGCAGUGUUCUGAGACAAUGCUUGGAUACGUCCUUAAAGCAAAAAUAAAAAAGCAAUGGCAAAGUCCUAACAUUGUGACUGGCACUCAGACUAGAGUUUAGGGAGAGGUUAUUGUCUAACCUCGAGCUAAUCUCAUCAAUCUGCUUUUUCUAGGCCCUUUUGGGACCCCUCCAUCACCAUGAGCUUGGGUGCCAGCCUCGAGUAGUUGAGCAGAAACAGAUGAGGCUGAAAGCAUGGUGAGGUCCAGCUGGAUCAUAGUGCACAGUGGAGCUGUGCUCAGCACUGCUUGGAAAAGGUGACUGUAGGUCACCAUUGGGCUGCCAAAGCUGGGCUCAUGUGGGAAUGCUUUAUUUUAAGCUGUUCAGCUUCCACAAGCUGUUCAGGCACUAUGGGCACCAAGCAUAGGGCCCCACACUUCCCCCUACCCCCACACACCCCUAGGUCAUAUAGCAGCCCUGUGCCCCAGCAGGCUUUCCCGAGCUGUCGUCAGUGAGGCAGCUCUGCUGUUUUUCAGCCACUUUGCCCUGGUGGCAGCUGCAAUCCAGCCACGAUUCUGGGUUAUGAUGUUUGUUUGGCCACUUUAAAAACCAUUUCCAAAGAACGUAAAGGAGCAUGGUCGUUUCCAGUCCUGCUUGGGCGUGUUUGGGCCACAUCCGCACUCAGCUAGUGGGCACCUGCUUGCGAAACUGUACUUUGAGCAGAGACGGGGUUGAGCACGUUUGAAGCAGGGUACCUGGCUUUGCCUAGGAAGGGCGUGGAGCAACUGGCAGCUUCAGGCUCACCCUGGCUGCAGUCUGAGUGCCUUGCUGCUGGAGGCCAGCCUCGUAGUAUGGUUAUGGGCACCUUGCAUGGAGCAUUGAGAACUAUAGUAAAGAUUUUACCAUUAAAACUCAAGUCACCAUUAGGGUGACUAAGAGGAGAGCAGCACAGACUGUUAGGUGGUAGGGCAGCGCUCCGUUUCAUCAGGCCACACCCCAGCACUGCACAGCUGGCAUCAGUCACUGGGGGCAGAAGAGACAUUAGCUGCUUUCAUAGCUUAGUUGGACCACUGUCUACAAUAUGCUACCAGGGCCGCCUUGGGGGGGUGAGGGGAACAAGUGGAGCAAUUUGCCCCAGGCCCCCCACAAGAGUUUUUAGGGGCUCCCAUGAGGGUCUUUGGCAGCAAAUCCUUUAGUCCUGCCAAACACACCCGGAUCAAGUGAAGGCCCUACUGCCAAAGAUCCAGAAUUUCUUUCGCUCCAGGUCUUCAGCUGCAGUUCGGCAACGGGGCCUUCACUGGCUCUGGGUCUUCGGCAGCAAUUCGGUGGUGGAGCCUUCACUCACUCCAAGACUCACUCCGCCGCUGAAGUGCCCUGAAAACCCGAAGCGGAAGGGCCCCCACCACCCCGCCUCCGAAGACCCCAGGCCCCUGAAUCCUUUGGGCAGCCCUGUACACUACUAUGCCAUGGUAGUGUAUCUAGAGCAUAAAAUGAGAGGUCGAGGAGGCUGAGUCUCUCUCGCUCUCUCUCUCACACACACAACGCACAUGCUCUCUCUCUUGCUGCACUGUAUUACCUGGGGCAAAUGCAUAGCCUAGAAUUGUCAAAUGUGCCCCUUUUUUUUUGGCUGGCUCAGUGAGUGUAGCUCAGAUUUUGGCCAAGGCAUCCCGGGUGAAGGUUGGGGUAGCAAGUUGGGUACCAAAGUUUAGCCAUCAAAAAAAAAAUGUUGACCAUCACUGAGCACCUGUUUAGAACGGGUUCAGCCACCUCAGCUGCCAGAGGUAUAAGAAUGUGAUUGUCCCUGCCAAUUCUUUGUGACUGAAGCGUGUUGUAAUGUCAGGGACCAUGGCUGGAAAAAUUAUGUGAACUAGCAACCUCCUUGCGCAACUAGCCUCAAACGUCUGCUUAGCAAAGUGUUGUUUGUAGCUGUCUUUUACCACUACAUACAAGGGGCAAAAAUUGUGCCCUUGGACGAUUCAUGUCGUGGCCAAGAAAUGGCCCAUGUAUAACAGGACGUGCCUCCUUAAGCAGCCACUGGCCGCCCCACAGAGGCACGUCAUGUAGGUGAGCUGAGCCACUCGCACACAGGGCUACAGGCUAUUGUGCAAUGUGUGGUACGUAACUAACACGCGCACUGAAGUUAGGGUGUGUUUUGCUUGAGGGCAGCUUAGGGCCUGGUUGGUAUGUGACUUUCCACCAUGUAUCCAUUCCAGGGGUGUGUCAUGCUACAGCAAAGGUGGCUGAAAAGUCCUAUAGCUGGUGCUGCUUAGAAUGAGUGCUUUGGGGCACAGGAACCUUAGGGCUUGCUGGCUGGGCGCGUUCACAAACGCCUGAGCAGGGUUGUGUGUCUGUUACAGACAUCGUGGCGUCCGUAACCUCCAUAACCUCUGCAGAGGCCAGUGUGGUUGACUCCAGGGCUGCCCAAGAAGCUGGCUCCAGGGCCUGCUGCUCCAAUGGCUGCCAGGACAGCCACACCAGCAGUCUCCAGCCAGCUGGAGCAGCUGUGGCUGGCCACAAGCAGCUCCCCCGCAGCAGCAUCAGUGCCCCCUGCUUCAAGAUUUAAUUAAGUCAUGGACAGGUCACAGGCCAUGAAUUUUUGUUUAGUGGCCGUGACCUGGCUAUGACUUUUACUAAAAAUACCCAUGACGUAACUGUAGCCUUACUCAUGAGGGCUAUGUCUUUGGGAUUCCACUGAAAGUAGCAGCUUGGUCUUUCAACUCCUGAUUGAUAAAAAUAGCCAGGGGAGGCUGGAGAUGUCUUACCCAGCUUCAGGAGAGGCGCUCAGUGGCAGAUUAGAGGCCUUCCCCCCCACCCCUGCAUGAAAAACUUGCUCCACCAGCCUGUUGGGGAAUGGACUAGAUGGCCUGCAGGCAGAAGAGGUGGGGAGGCUCCCCUCCCCGCCUCUGGCCCCACAAGCCAAGGGGAGGGUUAAUGGCAUUAUUGCACUAAGUGUAUCCCAAGCAGCGUGAGGGCUGGCUGCCCGCAGUGACAUUCCAGCUGCACCCAAACACUCGUCACUCACACGCCUGCAGGUACAGGUCUGUUUUUAGCAGCAGGCCGUGUACAUCUACAGGCGCUGGACAUGACGCCUUCAGCCCCAGUGCACCAGUACCCUCAGAUACAUGCUAGACACCCAGGCUGUUUGUCUGCAGCUGAAAGUCAUUGGUGCAACACACAGGGAACAAAAAUAUACACACAUCCCAGUUCACAAACGGUGUGGGGCAUGGCCCUUGUACAGGGCCAGCAUAAAGGGUGUGCCCUUCAGCGCUGGUGUGCGCGACCAGCCUGUAGCUCAGGCUGGCUGAUAGCUGAGGUGCUGUGCAAAGGCACUACCACAGCAUCUGUUGUGGCACUCGGCUUACAUUUGCCAAAGGGGGGAGGGCGGGUUGGGAUUUAAAUUUUUUUUAACAAGCUUGUGUUUAACUAGCCCCUCCGCCCCCACCAGCCGCUCUGUGCUCAGUAACUGCCACGACUUUUAUUAAAAUGCAAUGGAAGCUGUGGCUGACUUCGGGCCACUUUGGUACAGUCCUGCACUGGUGGAGCUGUGCUCUUGGAAUGUGUUUCAAUGGGGCCAAGACAUGGACAAAAAAGUGUUAUAGGAAACUGGCCAAUUAGUUAUUCUACAGAUAAAGCAUGUUCAAAAAAGCACUAGGUAAGUUCAUGGAGGAUAGGUCCAUCAAUGGCUAGUAGCCAGGCUGGCCA